Messenger RNA from Teleopsis dalmanni, 1054 nucleotides. RefSeq names its product peptide deformylase, mitochondrial-like. Bases 42 to 761 code for a protein of 239 amino acids. The record is from RefSeq and is a predicted model, not a curated record. NCBI's taxonomy places the organism in Eukaryota, Metazoa, Arthropoda, Insecta, Diptera, Diopsidae. Gene Ontology annotation, cellular component: mitochondrion. The transcript has 2 exons. Gene Ontology annotation, molecular function: peptide deformylase activity. Gene Ontology annotation, biological process: N-terminal protein amino acid modification; peptidyl-methionine modification.
GAAAUGUCAAAAUAUAAAACACAAUUGCAUAAACAACUCCAAUGGCUUUACAAAAAUUAAAUAUUGUUUCUAAAACAUUUUCAAAUGUGAACGGAAGGCUGUUUUCACUUUCAACAACAGUAGCAAAAACUUUUCGUGAAAAAUAUCGUGAUUUUUGGACACCAAAACCAAGAUUUGUGCCACCUUAUGAACAUUUCACACAAGUGGGUGAUCCAGUGCUGCGUACUGAAGCAGCGCUAGUGCCACAGGAAUUAGUAGACAGCAAAGAAGUAAGACUUGUUACAGAUCGCAUGAUUAAAAUAUUACAUAAAUAUGAUUGUGUGGGCGUGGCUGCUCCACAAGUUGGUGUUUCGCUACGCAUAAUAGCCUUGGAAUUUCAUGAAGGGAAAAAGGAACAAUUCUCAGAAGCUGUGUAUAAAGCACGUAAAAUGUCAACAUUUCCAUUAACUGUUGUAAUAAAUCCAGUUUUGAAAGUGACAGAUUAUUCUCUGCAUAAACACCCUGAAGGUUGCAUGAGCGUACGUGGUUUCACUGCCGAAGUAGAACGUUACGAUAGUGUGCUACUUACUGGUUUAGAUCGAAAAGGUGCACCACUGGAGUUAAAAUUGAACGGUUGGAAUGCACGUAUUGCACAACAUGAAAUGGAUCAUCUGAAUGGCAAAUUAUACAUUGAUACAAUGGAUCGUGCCACAUUUGCGUGUACCUGCUGGCAAGUUAUUAACAAUAAGGGCGGACGUGUUGAGAUACCUUUUUAUAAAUAAUAAGUCGACACUUAGAUUGUAUAUGUUGUACAUACAAGAAAAGAUAGCUGAACGCUUAGCCAAUUUUGGUUUUGUUAAUUAAGUUUGUUGAAAAUUAAUGUAAUUUUUUCAUUAAAUAUAUAAAAAAAUACUAAAUAAAGCAAUAUAAAUUAAAUGUAUAUAAUUCGAUAAAGUAACUAGUUAAUGUACAUACUUCAAAAAACAUAUUUUAAACAUGUGAUCAUUGUAUAUAAUACUUGACAUAUAUAAAUUCAGCUUAAUUUAUAUUAAUUUAGAUAUGAGAAGCAAAAUAU